Manis javanica (Malayan pangolin) is the source of this 4415-nucleotide messenger RNA. The record is from RefSeq and is a predicted model, not a curated record. NCBI's taxonomy places the organism in Eukaryota, Metazoa, Chordata, Mammalia, Pholidota, Manidae.
AGGUAUCCAUACAAGUGAUUCUAUUGAUUUGCCCCCUUUCUCUAGGUGAGAAAAAAGAAAAGCAAAAAAUCUGUCUCUUUGCAUGAUUGUGGCUAAAUCCAUCCAGUUGAUAAAGGGGAAGAUAUAAAUAUGUUGGCAAAGAAGGCCAAAUCAGAGAUAAGACUGUAUUUAUUGCCUAUUUAUGUAAUUACGUGUGUCACUAAGGACAAAGGUCCUUGAAACAGACGAAGGCAGAGUAGACACACUUCCUGAUAAUCAGAUAGAUGGAUUUGCUACCACUUCCCUUUUCAUGAAUUUUUUUUUCUGUAUAGUUUGCCGAUCCUAGUUUUAAAAUCAUUAUGAAAACUUAACUAUCUUUCUGGGUACAAUUAGAUGGCUGAAAAUAUGCUCCACUCCAAUAAAAAGAAAAUGAAGACUUUUCAAGAGCAUUCAUAGGCUUCAAGUCAGGAGGACUGCACAUACCUCCUGGGGUCUGAUAGCCCUUGCGCUGUGAGAAGGUAUCCCUGGGCCCACAGCACCAUGGACAUGGUAGGCGAAAAUGAGGCCCUGCAGCAGUUCUUCGAAGCUCAGGGGACUGAUGGCCCUCUGGGGAAUCCGGCCCUGGAUACAAGUCUGCUGGAGGAGUUCCUGGGCAAUGAUUUCGAUCUGGGGGCCUUGCAACGCCAGCUCCCAGACACCCCACCUGAUUCUGCAUCAGACUCCUGCUCUCCUCCACAGGUCAAAGGUGCAUGUUGUCCGCCCCUGAGACCUACAGAUGUGAGGACUCCAGAUCCUUCUCUCCACACCACAGCCACACCUGGGAUGUUACCUGCACACCUGUUCCAGAGCUCACCUGAAAUGAGUGACUUUGGCCGUAUCCACUGUGGCUUUCACAACUGCUACCCAGACACCAGUCAUCUGGACCAAUCCAUGCCCUCCCAUCUGGGAAUAAGCCAUUCUUACCAUCAGCAGCCUCUAUGCCACAGCCCUGGAGCCUCAUGGCCACCAUCCAAGAAGAGAAAGUGCACGCAGGGGCUGGAGGACUCCAGGAACUCUCAAGUGUGGACCCACCGCUCCAGAACAAUGUCAAGUAGGAAUCACAGCAGUGAAGUGCAGGACCAUGAUAGUGAGGGACAGAAUGUGAUGCUUGCGGACCAGUGCCCUCCUGCUCUGAAGUGGCAGCCCUACCAGAGUCUUCCUUGGCAUAGUUUAUUCAACGGUCAUUACGAAAAACUUUUAUUUAAACAGCCAAUCUAUGCACCACUGAUCUGGAAAAAAAAAAAAAGGAGAACACAUAACACAGAUGGUAUCAACUCAAAGGUAGAAGCCACCAAUCAAAUAAUUGCUAUUGAACAGUCCCAAGCAGAUAGAAGCAAAAAGAUUUUCAAUCCUGUUAAAAUCGACCUGCUGGCCAACCAGGCCACCAAAGUAACUCUGGGCCGGUUACACUUCAGUGAAACCACUGCAAAUAACAUGAGGAAGAAAGGAAAACCGAAUCCUGAGCAGAGGUACUUCAUGUUGGUGGUUGGACUGUAUGCCGCUGUGCAAGACCAGUUCCACCUGUUGGCUGCCCACAUCUCUGAACGGAUCAUUGUGAGGGCCUCUAACCCUGGGCAGUUUGAGAAUGACAGUGAUGCAUUAUGGCAGCGAGGCCAAGUCCCAGACGCUGUUGUCUGUCAUGGUCGAGUGGGAAUAAACACAGAGGCACCCGAUGAAGCUCUGGUUGUUUGUGGCAACAUGAAAGUGACGGGGACAAUUAUGCAUCCCUCUGACAGCCGGGCAAAGGAAAACAUCCAGGAGGUUGACACAAAUGAACAGCUGAGAAGAAUAGCCCAAAUGAGGAUCGUUGAAUACGACUACAAGCCAGAGUUCGCGUCUGUGAUGGGCAUAAACACUGCCCAUCAGACAGGCAUGAUUGCCCAGGAGGUUCGAGAGGUCCUGCCUAGAGCCGUGAGAGAGGCCGGAGACGUCACGUGUGAAAACGGAGAGACGCUGGAGAGCUUCCUCAUGGUGGAUAAGGACCAGAUUUUUAUGGAAAAUGUAGGUGCAGUGAAGCAGCUCUGCAAAUUAACCAACAACCUUGAAGAAAGAAUAGAAGAGUUAGAAAUAUGGAACAGAAAGCUGGCCAGGCUAAAGCGGCUCAGCAGUUUGAAGUCCUCUGCCAGUGAAACAAGUUCAACCAGCAAAUUUAGCAGAGCUCUUAGUGCAUCUUCUCCAAAAAAGGACAUUCCCCAAAAAAGCAACAAGGUUUAUUUUUCAGGAAGAAAACGACUGUGUCCUAACUGGGUUUUCCAGACUCUGGUUAUAACUCUCAUUGCUGUGAUGGCAUUUUGUGCCUUGACGAUAGUCUCCCUUUACAUACUUAGCUUAAAAGGUCAAGACCAACGUGCCCCAAAUCUCUCUCUGAGCAAUGUCACAUGCUCUCGGGAGCCUCCGACCACAGCCUCCCCCUCAGCAUCUAAUAUGUCCCAGGCAACCACGCAGCCCUCCUUCCAAGUACCAGAAAUCACCUUCUGUGAGAUCCUGCCGUGUCAGGAGACUCACUGCUGCCCCAUCUGGGGAAAGAGACGAGUCCUCUCAAGUCCUAUGCAACGGCCGUCGGGGGAGCAGGAAGUGCAUCAGAGGCCAUGGGCAGAAGAAGGAAGCCCAUCCUUCCUGGUGAGCGAUGUGCUGUCCAGCCCAGACUGGGGGAGCGACUGGAUUGAUACAACCAUCAGUUCUAUUCAGAUUAUGGAAAUCCAGCAAAUAAUAGAUCAUCGGUAUUGCAGUAGAAGCCUCAAGUGCGGGUCUGGAAAUUACAAUUACAAUAUUCCUGUUAAUAAGCACACACCCACCAAUGUCAAAUUCUCUCUGGAAAUCAACACAACAGAACCAUUGAUAGUCUUCCAGUGCAAAUUCACCCUUGGAAAUAUAUGUUUCCAUAGCAAAAGGGGAGCCAAAUGGAUGCAAAGCCAUGGAGAAGUCUCCCAGGAAAUGACACAGGGAUACCAGCACAUUUGGAGCCUCCCUGUCGCCCCAUUCUUUGAUAGUGCAUACCAUUUCCGUGUAGCUGCACCGGACUUAGCAGACUGUUCAACGGACCCUUAUUUUGCUGGAAUAUUCUUCACAGAUUACUCCUUCUACUUCCAUCGGCACUGUGUUUAACUCAUUCAAGUUUGGGUGGGGGCUUUACCAGAGAAACAUACCAAGAAAUACGCUUGAUGGAAACCUUCUUCUUCUUGCAACUUCUUUCUUCUUUUUGUGAAUAAAAUAUUCACAUUUUUUGGUGAAGGACUUUUUCGGGCUUUGGAUCCAACAGUUUUGAGACAUUAAUGAGGAGAAUAAAGUGUCUGCUGGAACUUGAGAUAAUGUGGUGUUUGGUGUUGUCAUGACUGUGAAGAAAACAUUUCCUGGAGUACACAGCACUAUUGGAUUUGAAAAUACUGCUUCUGCUAUUAAGGAAGUUGUGAGGUCAAAGUGGGCAGGUCCAACGUAACUUUGUCUUCAUGUAUUGCAAAGCUUUUGAAAAAAGCAAAAAGGCCCAGUUCAGCGAUGUCAGCUGGGACCCACCAUAGACUCCAGGGAGUGUGUGAUACGGCAUGUGCUUGUGGGCCAGGGUAUGUGAGUCUGAUGCUGAGCUCACAUCUAGGCAAACUGUUACAAUGUACUUGCAGGAGUGUGUAUGUGCAUGUGUGUGCACACAUUGUACAUGCAUUGCACUAUAGAAUGUAGCUUGCUAGUGAAUUGGAUUUAAAAGAAACAGAGCAAUUCUACUUCGGAAUAUUUGAUGGACACUAAACUAAAUGUUCUGUGCCCUCUUGUGAAGCACUAGCUUGUGGCAGUCUUUUAACCCAGAGAAUCUAGGCCCAGAGAGUUGAUCUUCCCAUUGUCAUUGCUUUUUUCAUUUUUUGCUGUUUUGUUUUUCCUCUCUAUUACAGGGCUUUCAGACCUGUCUCCAUAGUUUAUAGCUGAAUGAUCUUUGGGUACUUCUGCCUGGCUUUGGGGUAGAUUUAUGUGCUUUUCCCAACUUAGAAUGGCCAGAAAUCCUCUAGCUGGAACAUAGCGACCAUGUCUUCUAUUUUUUGUAUUCUGAUGUUUUGACAUCUUAGAGUCUCACUGGUGCUAGUGGGACUACCCGCCAGGGUUAACCAAUUCCUAGAGGUAGUAAACUUGUCCACAAGCUUCAGAUUGUUGGUUUCAAAUACAAGCCAAUCAAUCCAAAACCUGUACCAAACCACCUUCUUUGUUGGAUUCUCAUGCACCCUAUGCCCUAAUCACCCCAGGGUCAGGUACAGACAGCUAGGCCCCAGUAACCCAGAGCCUGGUGAUCUUACUCAAAUGAGCCAAUCCUAAGCCAGUUUGCCUGCCUCUUUGUGCGGAAACUUCAAUAAAAGCUCUUGCUCCAUUUUUCCAUCUCCCUCUGCCUCUUGAUGGACCCUAGUGUUUCCCAAUGUGGA